UUUUUGGAAGCAUUGUGGUCAGCUUGCUACCUCGCGAUCACGAUUAAUGAUGAUGGCGUAGAACUUGCGAGCAUCAUCCACGCUGCGCGAACGUGACACGAUGGAUCAUACUGAAGCUUGGACUAUUGAUGAUGACAGCGAGUCCCAUCCCUCUGUCCCAUCCUCCUCCUUCGACGAUACAUCCCAGCGUGCACCUUUAGCCCACAGAAGCCGGCUGAGACCCGCCGGAGCCGCCCUGACCUUCGUGCCGUUUGCUGAGUGGGAGCCAGAGCGGUCGUAUGAUGACGAGCCUACCAUACGAUCCAACAAUGAGUGGAAGCUAUUCGCGAAGAACCGAGGGCACGCUGGCGAAUCAGAACUUGACGUGGUGAUUUCGCCACGCAAGUUCUGGAAGCACGUUCUGCAACCUAAGGUGGCUGGCGCAAGUGCGGGCAAGCCAUGGAAGGAGGACGCCACAAAGCUUGUUCUAUCCGUGACAGACCGAAAACCCGGCAAUAUCACGAAGCGAUUUCCGAAGCUUGAUAUCGACUGGCCGAUUGUCACCCGGCAGCUUCGUGAGUGGAGCAAAUUCUUGGAUGAGGGGAAGAAAAUCACCAUUACGGCUACGUUCUAUUAUGUUAACGUGGACGUGGGUAAGUCUGGUCGGGCCGGAGCAACAGCCACUCAAGAGGCAGACCUGGAAGCCAGAACCAUCGGCUUAGGUCGGGGUGCCUGUAUUAGACAGGCAUACGCACUCAUGCGCUGCCCCGGCCGUCCAUGUACAAAAGGGGACCAUUGCUGGCAGCACGAUGGCAAACAUUACCGACUCUUACCACACCACGUGAGGAUGCUAGCCGAUCAUCUGCAGGCAGGAAGGCCUUUGAACGGGCACGACGAUGUUCCUGACGAGUUCCGCCGACUGGUUCAGGAAGACGAGCGUGAGCGAGACGAAAGGGAGCAACGGGACAGGGAAGAUCAUCGACGAAACCGUUGCAAAGGACGCACCUGUCGCGAGAGGAUGCGGUCAGAGCAUAGCACGUGGCAGCAAUCUCAGACAUGCUCGCAGCUAACAAGCAAAGGAUGUAUCAGUUCUACACCAAGCACGGGGUCCUGCCUGGUAUUUCAUGGCGCUAUGUUUGUGACGUGCAGUCAUGCUUGACUGAGCAUGGAUGGUGCGAGGCUAUGUAACACAACGAUAAAGAUUACUUUGUACUGUAAAUUGUCGUUACUCCAUUAAGUCC
Molecule: messenger RNA, 1220 nt
Organism: Colletotrichum acutatum
Lineage: Eukaryota; Fungi; Ascomycota; Sordariomycetes; Glomerellales; Glomerellaceae
Exons: 3
Coding region: 101-1138 (345 amino acids)
Source: RefSeq, a predicted model, not a curated record